UGUUACUCUUUGGUUAAGACUGGUUGAGACAAAAUUUGGGAACCGGUAUUGAAAGUUUCAAAAUAUGAUUCGAUCGCGAGAUGAUCCAUUAUGGUCUAAUAUCGCAAUUCGAAUGGUGAUGAAUACGGUUUCGCACCCAAUAGAAUAUGCCAAAGUACUAAUACAGAUUGGACACGAACCUAUUCCACCAAGACCAACUGUCAGGUUGUUCGGUCAGCCUGCAUUGAGUUUGCCAAAUAUCUUUUCAUAUGUCAAAUAUAUUAAAAGUGUUGAUGGAUUUACGGGAUGUUAUCGAGGCUUUGCUCCAAAACUCUGCUCUUAUACCCUUAGUGCAGUUGCCGUUGAAAAGACUAGGGAGUGCUUCACAUUUACAAAUGUACCUGAUAGUCAGGUAGAUGAUGAGGAUGAUGAGAAUUUACCCAAAAAUGAAAGGAGAUGGAGAUGUAUUAAAGAAUUUUUAAAAGAAUUUUUUAGUAGAAUCGUAGGCAUAAUUGUUAGUCAUCCUCUCGAUGUCAUAACAUUGCGCAUGAUGGCACAAUUUGUAGGGGGUGAAACAAAAUACACUGGCAUAUUUAAGUCGUUCAUUCAAAUUUAUAAGGACAAUGGUAUCGUAGGAUAUUAUGCUGGAUUGGUACCUCGUCUAAUUGCCACUGCCUCCACUAUGGUGCUGGUUGCUACCUCCUCGUAUGCAAUCAAUAAGUAUAUUAUCCGGGAUCGUGAGCUAAGAGCUUAUACCACCUCUACUAUGACAUUCCUGGCAACGACUGUUACGUAUCCAUUCUUGGUCGUGUCACAUUGUAUGGCUGUAAAUAACUGCGGGUUAGCGGCCGGUCUUCCCCCACAGAUGCCAAUUUAUGAAAAUUGGUUGGAGUGCUGGAGCCAUCUUUCCUCGAGGAACCAGCUGAAGCGUGGUAGCAGUCUAUUAUGGCGUUAUUAUACUGGGCCAAUACCGAUUGAUAAAGGCAGCAUGCUGCGUAUGCAAUGAUCGACGUUGCUCAAUUAUGGGAGCAAGUAGAUACUAAUGAAAUACUUUAAAACACUCAGGAAUUUAUUGUAUCAUAAUACCAGACUCGCAUUGUACAGGGUCUCCCUGAUUGUACGACAUUGUUUUCAAAUGGAAGUAUACAACGUUCUUCAUGAAACGUUAGGAAAUUAAUAAAUUAAUUUAUUUAUUAAUUUAUCUGUAUCGAAUACAUUAAAAUCAUCAAAAUAAGGGCUUACGAUACGGAGCCGUGGAUAAUUAAGGUAUAUGGAUAGGUGCCAUAUCAUCACAUUACAUUUUCUACGAUUCCAUUCUUUUUUUUUUUUCCCUUCAAUAAGGUAUGUUGUCAGACGUGUCGCACUUUUCAAUCUCAGAUAUACUACAAUGCUACCGCACCAAUUUAAUAACAAUAGCUUAUGUGCUAGUAAUAAGCAUAAAGUUUACACAACCAUACUUUUUGAUUAAUUGAACUUAAUAUACUUUGUUGUUAAAAUUGAUGCAAUGUUUUUAACGUUGCUUUUUCAUUAUUCUAGUGUUUCACGGAGAACAUUGUUUCAUUAUCUUGAUUCGCGAAAUUUGGAAUAUCCAAUAUUAACCCCUUGCUGUAGUUUGGCGAGCCUAACUCAUGAUACCAAUUUUGAGCCGAACAUAUAUAUCACAAGUCCUAUUCGUGAUAACAAUUUCGGACCAAACAUUUACAUUACGAGUCCGACUCGUAGUGAGAGUUUUCAAUGGAACAAAUGUUUCCGUUCUGUGAGUAUCUUUCCCCCAUGGACGUACACUGGGAGACAUCAAUGCCCUCCCAUCCAGCACAGGCGAUGUCGUAUCUGUAAGGGAGGCGCAUUCAUGUCCGCCAUUGUACAAUAUAUGGACCGCUCCCUCCUUAUACUUGUACAAUAUAUGGACCGCUCCCUCCUUAUACUUGAACAAGGAGGUGACUGGGUCUAACAGAACGGUGAGAGAACAAAGAACUGCCGCGACCGGGCCUAUGCUUGUUCAUGCAACAGGAGUGCGCAGUGAAAUAAUUUGCGUAUGUGUGUAUUGCUGUCAACCAACUGUCAAGUACUUACUACGCAUUCGAUCAGCGCAGACAAACGGAGAUCCGAUCACGACAGUUCUCGUUCUCUCACCGUUCUGUCAGCGGCACACAAUGAGCGGGCCAUAUAUUAUAUAUGUAUAUGUUCAUGCUUUCCCCGCCAUUUUGGUUCGAUUUUCGAGCGUGUCCGCGAAUUACUUCGGCCCGUUCGGUAAAUAUCGUCCCCCUUCCGGUUUAGCCCGAACUUUGCUGAGCUAACUUGUACGGUAAUGGGUUCAUAUCUUUAUAGGUAGGGUGUAUAUUUAUUAGAAGAGCCGAAACUUCUUAAGAAUGACUCCUCAAGAUAAUUUUUAUUUCGAUUUCAUUUGAUUAAAUUUCAUCGAGAGACUUUCCAAUAGAUUUAAUUUGCAAAAUUAUAUGAAUUGUAACACUUUUAAAGUUGUAAUAUAUGACUGAAGAUGCAUUGUAGAUCUAGGAUUAACAUUAAUUACUGUGGAUAUUUAAUUGCCUUAUCAGCCUUUGCUUGUAAUCUUAAAUCCCUUUGUAAACACACUGCCAAAUUGGUCGUUAAAAGAAUAUUAGUUAAUAUGGGAACUGAUAAGCUGAUAUGAAUAUUAAUAAUGUUUAAUUAUUUAAAUGUAUUAAGUGGAAUUAAAACAUGGAUGGUCGAAAA
Messenger RNA from Orussus abietinus, 2691 nucleotides. It is a transcript of the gene Mtch, whose product is annotated as mitochondrial carrier homolog 2. The record is from RefSeq and is a predicted model, not a curated record. The transcript has 7 exons. NCBI's taxonomy places the organism in Eukaryota, Metazoa, Arthropoda, Insecta, Hymenoptera, Orussidae. Bases 65 to 985 code for a protein of 306 amino acids.